This is a messenger RNA of Zygotorulaspora mrakii, 1299 nucleotides long. It is a transcript of the gene ADE12, whose product is annotated as adenylosuccinate synthase. The coding region runs from base 1 to 1299 and encodes 432 amino acids. NCBI's taxonomy places the organism in Eukaryota, Fungi, Ascomycota, Saccharomycetes, Saccharomycetales, Saccharomycetaceae. Gene Ontology annotation, molecular function: GTP binding; adenylosuccinate synthase activity. The record is from RefSeq and is a predicted model, not a curated record. Gene Ontology annotation, cellular component: cytoplasm. The transcript has a single exon. Gene Ontology annotation, biological process: 'de novo' AMP biosynthetic process; IMP metabolic process.
AUGGUUAAUGUUGUCUUAGGUGCCCAAUGGGGUGAUGAAGGCAAAGGUAAAUUGGUUGACUUGCUAGUUGGCAAGUACGACAUUGUUGCCCGUUGUGCUGGUGGUAACAAUGCUGGACACACUAUCGUGGUUGAUGGUGUUAAGUACGACUUUCACAUGUUGCCAUCGGGAUUGGUGAACCCGUAUUGUCAGAAUCUGCUAGGUAACGGUGUCGUCAUUCAUGUUCCAUCGUUCUUCAAAGAAUUGGAAACUUUGGAAGCAAAGGGAUUGACUAACGCAAGAGGUAGACUAUUCAUCUCCUCCAGGGCUCAUUUAGUGUUUGACUUUCACCAACGUACCGAUAAGCUAAGAGAAUUGGAACUAUCUGGUGCAGCAAAGGAUGGUAAGAAUAUCGGUACCACUGGUAAGGGGAUUGGUCCAACUUACUCUACAAAGGCCUCAAGAUCCGGACUUAGAGUUCAUCACUUGGUCAAUGACAAUGAAGGCUCUUGGGAUGAAUUUGUCGUCAAGUAUAAUAGGUUACUCGAGACAAGAAAACAGCGUUAUGGUGAUUUUGACUAUGAUGCUGAUGAAGAAUUAGCCAGAUUCAAAAAAUACAAAGAAGAACUGAAACCCUUCAUUGUCGAUUCUGUCGUUUUCAUCCACAAAGCGAUUGCAGAAAAGAAGAGCAUUCUUGUUGAAGGUGCCAACGCUCUUAUGUUGGACAUCGAUUUUGGUACAUAUCCAUAUGUUACCUCUUCAAAUACAGGUAUUGGUGGUGUUAUCACUGGUUUAGGUAUUCCUCCGCGUACUAUAGAUAAAGUUUAUGGUGUUGUAAAGGCUUAUACUACAAGAGUUGGAGAAGGUCCUUUCCCAACUGAACAAUUGAAUGCUAAUGGUGAAAAAUUACAAAACAUCGGUGCUGAAUUUGGUGUUACAACUGGUCGUAAACGUCGUUGUGGUUGGUUAGAUCUUGUUAUACUAAAGUACUCCACUUUGAUCAACGGUUAUACCAGUUUGAAUGUUACCAAACUAGAUGUUCUGGAUACUUUCAAGGAAAUCCCAAUCGGUGUCUCUUAUUUCCUAAAUGGUAAAGAAUUGGAUUUAUUCCCUGAGGAUUUAACCACUUUAGGCAAAGUUGAAGUUAAAUAUGUUACGUUACCAGGAUGGGAUCAAGACAUAACAAAGGUCACCAAUUAUGCUGAUCUUCCUGAAAAUGCUAAGAAAUAUUUAAAAUUCAUUGAGGAUUUUGUUGGCGUCCCAGUUGAAUGGGUCGGUACCGGGCCAUCAAGAGAUUCCAUGUUGCACAUCGAUGUUUAG